UCUCGGUAGCUUCGGUAAAAAUACUCCGAGGAACAUUAUUUGGCAAAGAAGAGUAAACCGUACAAUAUUUUCCAUUCGAUUAACUCAAGUGAAUUUCUGAACAGCUGGACAACAUACAAGUUUGUUAUUUUACUAAGCUCCCCGGAAAAGAAUAUUAUCGCAGAAUGGAGUGGUAUGCCCUGGUGUUGGUACUGAGUUUGGUAUCUUCAGCACAAGCAGAUUGUUCUUCCCAGUGUGUGAUCUGCGCUCAAGAGAAUUCUAACGUAGAUAUUCCAGUCAACAGCAUGACUUGCACUUUAGAGUGUGAAGGUGUUUUUUCAUCCACCGUAGAAUUAGACAAAUGCGAGAAAUCUCUGCAGUUACAUGUUGAUGGUUAUAAUGGAUUCGCUAACGAAGAAGGAAAAGCGCAGAACAGCGUAGAGGAAGGACUCGAGUCGUCAGCUGGCAACCUGGUGAAGCGAUAUGGUGGAUUCAUCAAAAGAAUUGAUAAAAACAAAAUAUUCAAUUAUCCAUCACGUGAAAAUGCUCAACUCAAGGGCUUACUCGCCAAGAAAUACGGAAGUCUGUCACGAAAAUUUGGGGAAAGAGAUGCACCGGAACUUUCUCAGGACGUCCAACGUGGUGGAGAUUCAACCAUAGAAAACGAUAUGGAGAUCUACAGCGACGACGCGCCUAUCAAUGAGGUUAAGCGAUACGGGGGAUUUUUAAGGAAAUUAGUCCCCAAACGAAGCGAGUCUGGAGAAGAAAAUGACCAAGAAGGUUUACAAAAGAGGUACGGAGGCUUUAUGCGCAGGAUCCGACCAAAACUGAAGUGGGAAAACCAGAAAAGGUACGGAGGUUUCCUUAGGCGUCAUUUCAAAAUAUCAGUGCGAUCAGAAGAGGAGCCCAGCUCUUAUGAUGGCUUUGACCUAUAG
Brienomyrus brachyistius is the source of this 914-nucleotide messenger RNA. Its product is annotated as proenkephalin-B-like. Gene Ontology annotation, cellular component: dendrite; plasma membrane; axon terminus. Bases 165 to 914 code for a protein of 249 amino acids. Gene Ontology annotation, molecular function: opioid receptor binding. The record is from RefSeq and is a predicted model, not a curated record. The transcript is spliced from 3 exons. Gene Ontology annotation, biological process: neuropeptide signaling pathway; chemical synaptic transmission; sensory perception. Lineage: Eukaryota; Metazoa; Chordata; Actinopteri; Osteoglossiformes; Mormyridae.